Erythranthe guttata (spotted monkey flower) is the source of this 1481-nucleotide messenger RNA. Its product is annotated as chloroplast envelope quinone oxidoreductase homolog. The record is from RefSeq and is a predicted model, not a curated record. NCBI's taxonomy places the organism in Eukaryota, Viridiplantae, Streptophyta, Magnoliopsida, Lamiales, Phrymaceae. Gene Ontology annotation, molecular function: oxidoreductase activity.
CAUGGUUGUGGUGGUGUGGUGUUAAUAGCGCCACGUAUUCGAUUCUCAUGAUUGUAAUUAUCCAAAGAAUGGGGGGUUUUCGUAAUUUUUACAUUAUCUGAGGGUGUGGCCGUAAUUUACCCAAAAGAAAAUGAGAACGAUUGCCUUGAUUGUGAAUUUGCCACCUAAUUAAUGCCUUGUGCUCCACACCGCUUUAGUGCCGAUUUUCGAACGUCAUUUUAAUUAUUUAUCCUUUUAUUUUCUCCAAUUUAUUUCUCGAUUCUAUAUAUAUAUAUAUUUUUUGUUUUUGGUAUCUCUGCAAUCUCGGAAAUUAGAGGAUUUCGUGAAUUGGGUAUGGCGGGCAGGCUUAUGCAUGCGGUUCAGUACGAAGGUUACGGCGGUGGUGCUGCAGGUUUGAAGCAUGUUGAAGUUCCGGUUCCUACACCUAGUAAGGGUGAAGUGUUGUUGAAAUUGGAAGCCGCGAGCAUAAAUCCUAUUGAUUGGAAGAUUCAGAAAGGAAUGCUUCGCCCUCUUCUUCCGCGCAAGUUGCCUUGUAUACCAACUACUGACGUGGCUGGAGAGGUAGUAGAAAUCGGAUCUGGAGUCAAAAACUUCAAACCUGGUGAUAAAGUUGUUGCUAUGCUGAGUGCUCUUACAGGUGGCGGUUUCUCCGAAUACGGAGUGGCCAAUGAAAACCUAACUGUUCCUAGGCCACCCGAAGUAUCAGCCGCCGAAGGCGCAAGCCUUCCAGUCGCAGCGCUCACCGCCCACAUGGCACUAACCCAAUCCAUUGGUCUCAAGCUCGACAAAAGCGGGCCCCACAAAAACAUCCUCGUCACAGCAGCUUCGGGUGGGGUCGGUCACUACGCCGUCCAGCUGGCGAAGCUCGGAAACGCCCACGUAACUGCCACCUGUGGGGCCCGCAACAUUGACUUUGUGAAAAGCCUCGGGGCGGACGAGGUUCUUGACUAUAAUACCCCCGAAGGAGCCGCCCUUACGAGUCCGUCGGGAAAGAAAUACGACGGUGUGGUUCACUGUGCACCGGCUAUUCCUUGGUCGGUUUUCGAGCCGAAUUUGGGGUCGAGUGGGAAGGUGGUUGAUAUCACGCCGGGCCCCAGUGCCAUGUGGACUUUUGCGGUGAAGAAACUGACGUUUUCGAAGAAGCGUUUGGUGCCUUUGCUUCUGAUCCCGAAGGGGGAGAAUUUGCAGUAUGUUGUUGAUUUGGUGAAGGAAGGUAAGUUGAAGAGUGUGGUUGAUUCUAAAUUUCCUUUGAGUAAAGCUGAAGAGGCUUGGGCUAAGAGUAUCGAUGGACAUGCUACCGGUAAGAUUAUCGUGGAGCCGUAAGUGAUUUUUUUUUAAUAAAAUAAAUAUUCGAAAGGAUGUAAUAUGUGGCUGAUUUGGUUCUUGAUGUUGUAUUUUGUUUGUUGAUUGGCCGUUUAUGGUUUUGCGUGUGUUUGUCUUAACUUUUAUAUAAUAGCAAUAUUUUGAUUUGCUUGAUGGUA